Messenger RNA from Chenopodium quinoa (quinoa), 985 nucleotides. RefSeq lists its product as uncharacterized. The transcript is spliced from 2 exons. NCBI's taxonomy places the organism in Eukaryota, Viridiplantae, Streptophyta, Magnoliopsida, Caryophyllales, Amaranthaceae. The record is from RefSeq and is a predicted model, not a curated record. Bases 623 to 934 code for a protein of 103 amino acids.
AGCACGUGAGAUUGUUGGUGAGAACCCGACUCCUGAAAGUCAAGGUCAAGGACAAGAUGAAAACAACACAGGUGGUGGAGGGGGGGAAAAGGCACCGGCUGAAAGAAAAAGAAGGGGUCUGACGAGAAGCUUUAAGAAACCGGACGGUCCCAUGGUCUUGAAGUAUGACAACAAAGGCCAACCCGGGCCCAAAUGGCGUCGACAAUAUGCUAAUCAAGUUGGCAUAUGUUCGCGGAAAAUCCCCAUUACACUUGUAAUGCGGCAAGUACCUCCGGGUUUGAUUCAAGCAUUUUGGGAUGAUACAAGGGUAAGUGUGUUUUUGGCACAUUUAGAAAAUUUAAGAUACCUUAACCUUAUGGUUGUUACUAAAUAGAAACUAAUAAUCGGUUUUAAUUUGUGCUUGCAGAGGCUGUUUUAUAUUCUUAAUGAUCCCAAGAAGAGAAGGGUGUUUGAAUCUUUAUUAGCGGAAAGAUUCAGAGGCUUUAAGACCAAGUUGACUAAUCGAUGGAUCUACAAGAAGAAGAAGGUGCAAACAAAGAAGAAGAAUGCCAAAGAGGAUGACCGUCUCCCGUGGCAAAUAUGGCCGACCGUGUCAAAAGAUGAUUGGGAAGAGUUCGUUAGAAUGAAGAGUCAAAAGAAAGCCAUUGAACUUCGAGAGCAAAAUCAAGCGAAUGCAGAAAAGAAGGAAUACGUCCAUCGUAUGGGUCCUAAGACUUUUGGUGAAAAAAGACCUGAGUGGGUCGGUUCUGGUUUAUACCCUAAAGCGCUUCUAGUGGCAUCGAAGGAACCCUCUAGUUCCACGAUCACUACAUUGGUGAGUCGUGCCGGUGAUUUCUUUUGUUCUCUCCAUUCGUUUGAUAAGAAAACCGGAAAAUGGGUCAUCAAGGGUCCGGAAGCCAAAAAACUGGCGGAUAAGCUUGUAAGUUACCUAUGAAUUGUUGAAAUUAAGUCACUUUUGCAUCUAAAUCACUGUACAAACCAUUAA